Molecule: messenger RNA, 2040 nt
Organism: Aspergillus melleus
Lineage: Eukaryota; Fungi; Ascomycota; Eurotiomycetes; Eurotiales; Aspergillaceae
Product: LMBR1 domain-containing protein
Exons: 2
Coding region: 1-2040 (679 amino acids)
Cellular component (GO): membrane
Source: RefSeq, a predicted model, not a curated record
AUGGUUUCAACAUCGCCUAUUCCCGUUGGAUCUAGCAUCUUCUUUUCCUUUACGCUUUUCACGAUCUCCGUCCUCGUCCUAUUACUGCUUCGACGUUUUUUAACGCUGCGGGCCACUCCGGCUUACCUGAUCACCCCCGUUUUUCUCGCCCUCGCGCUUCCUGCGAGUGUCGUGCUUCUGGUCCCCAUUGAUUUGGCAUCAAGCUCGCGCGAUGGGGAUGGACCUCGGGCGAUUUGGCUUCCCGAUCGGUUGAUUCUGGUGUCCUGGCGCAUUGCCUACUGGCUGAUUUUCGUGCUAACUUGGGCUAUCCUUCCGUUGCUCGGAGAAUACAUCGACUCGGGUUAUCGCGAUGCCAAGGGUCGCAUUCAGUAUUCGAUUCGAUCUAACGCCCGCUACCAAUUGCUUGUUCUGGGCUGUGCCCUGGUCGGGUUGAUCUACAUUUCCAUUCAGAAUGGCUUCGAAUUCCGAUCAAUCAAGGCGCUUGUCAUGGCCCUUGCUUAUGUCUGGGGUUUGGUUCUCGCCAUCUACUUAAUGGGCCACGGCCUCGUUUCGAUACCUCGCACCUUAUUCCGUAACGCCAGUGUCAGCGGUCGGCUACGGAGACUCCAGUCCCAUGCUCCACGACUGCAUGAUCGUCUUAUGGAUGCGGUCAAUGAACUCGAAAGUCUUGAGUCGCAGGUGAGACAGCUACAGCGUCGCAAAACCGGGUCUGCGCGCGAGUUCCAAGACUGGAUCGAAGAGCUGGGGGAGGGAUCCAGCUCUCCUGAAGCACAGGCUCUUCUCCAACCCGCAGAAGGGUCGGAUACGGUGCCAGCCGUCAUCACGGAACGCUACAUGGCCGACUUGACCCGGCGUCUCCAGCGCGCUCGACACCAGAAGGCUCGCUUUGUCGAUGAGUGGGAUCGCCUGGUGCUGACCGCGGCAGACUUGCAAGCAAUCAUCAAUUCUUCCGCGUCGAAGAAGUUGGAGUUUAAUCAUUCCACCAACCGCACGUCGUUCCUCCCCCGCGUGAAGCUCUUAACUCCUUAUCUGCGGUAUCAUGCCUAUGUCCACAUCAUCCCUAAUAUCCGGCUUUUACUGGGAGCGCUGUUCUCGGCGGCCUCCAUCUGUAUCGUCUGGUCCGAGUUGAUCAAGUCCAUAGCUCCCCGACUAUCGAUCGUGACACUCUCAGUAGUCUCGUACCACGAAACACCGGCACCUGUCAACUUUUGGAGGCAGGUGGCUGCUUCAGUAUGGCUGCUGUACAUGUGUUGGGCGGCACUGGUGGGAGUUAACGAUGCCAAAGUGUGGGGGAACCGGGCUUUGGUGCGGCGCAACACCUACGGCGAAAGUGCCUGCUGGUACGCCGGACUGGUCGCUCGACUCACGGUGCCCAUCGCCUACAACUUCCUGACUUUCCUUCCCGAGGUGGUCCGUAUUGAAACUACAUUCUAUAAACUCCUCGGCCAGUACAUCGACCUCACGCCUCUCGGGAAAGGCUUUGACUAUUUCUUCCCCGUCUUCAUUCUACUUCCCAUCUGCGCCACGCUGUUUAACCUCUACGGCCGCGUAAAGAAUGUCUGCGGAUUCGGCCUAUUGGAGGAGGACGAGGAAGACCUCGAGAACAACCCCGGGGGCUACGGCAUCGGGGGAUGGCGCGAAGGGCGUGACCUGAUCGACCGCGAGCUGAACGGCCUCGGAUCGCUCACUCUGUCCACCCGCAGUGGUCAGUCGCCCCGACCCACGAACCGCGUGGAGGAAGGCACUCGGGGGUUCUCGUCCUCGCGCACCUCCGGAAGCGAAGCGAUCCGCCCCUCUCGGUCUCCGCGAGGGACAGUCCCCGCGACGGCUGCCCUGGAAGAGAAUGAGGAGGAGGAGAACUUCUUCCAAUCAUUCGCGCAUCGGGUGCGGAACACCUUCGAAACGGCCAGUAAGCCGGAGUGGCUGCAAGGCGAUGCCUUUCGACUGCCAAGAUGGAUGGGCAACGAAGGCAACGAUGCCAACGGGGGCCUUGCGCGAUGGUUUGGAGGUCGACCCGAGCCUGGUGGAGUCAGACUUUAA